AUGGAUAUAUUAACAACACUUAGCAAAGCAAUUAGUACGAAUGGGAUAAAGAGAGCAACCUCGGGCUCCACAUUCAGCGAGAUUCUCCUUCCCGCCACCUUCACUAAUCACCUUAAUGUUGAUAGAUUAGAUAGAAGUAAGCCAAUGGAAAAGAAUAGGCAGGAAGACAGAUCAGAGAAGUCAAAGUCAAGGAAUCUGCAAAUAGCAGAAAAUAGUCAUCUAGUAGGUAAAAAUUCUUCUUUCGAGAGGAAGCUUGUUCAAGAAAUGCUACUACCAUAUAGGCCAACUCACAAAUUCAAACGACAGGAGAUAAAGGCAGAUUACGACACCGCUAAAGCAAACAAAUUAUAUCAUCUACGGAAGCAGAUGCUACAAAAUGAGUCUUGGAUGGAGAGAGAGGAUCAAUUACUUCUAAAUGAAUUGCUACCAUUAAUGGUAAAGUUGGCAAAUUUCAGGGUAUAUCUCCCGCAUGUUAAUAAGCGAAGGUUAUUUCAAAGAGAGUCCAUGAGAGAGAUACCUCAAGUUCCCAAAUUUGAUGAGGAUCCGAUGGUUUUCACGGACUAUAUUGGAUUAUUGACUCACACUAAAUUUAGAUAUAAAAGUUCUUCGAAACAAAAUGGUAUUAUACCAAAAAUGUUAAAAAUGAUGGUUAAUCCAUCAAAUAAGGUUACUUUGCCAUAUCAGACUUCGCAAACAUAUAAUGAUGUCAUGUUCUUCUUCAAACAGCGAUCUGAUUAUGCAUCAAUGAGAGAGACUUUUAGGUUAAUGAAAAUUGCUAACUGUCAGUUAAACACCGCUACAUACAACAUAAUCAUUUCAGCUAUUUUGAAAAAUUCCAAAAUACGAAAGGUCAAAAAGGUUAAUGGUGAACUUGCUUAUUAUUUGAAUGAUAUGAUCAACAGAAAAAUCGGAGUGAACUAUAUUACGUGGAACUUGCUGGGACAAUUUUUAAUGAGUCAAAGUGCAUUAGAAUUUUAUAUCAAGAAAAUGAUAGAACAAGAAAUUCCAGUGACCCAAAGCCUUGCCCUGAAGGUCUUCGAGACUGUUUUCAAGAAUGAAAAUGGGAAUAAAAACGGUCGAACAAUUGUAAUCACAUUGCUGAAUUUUUUGAAAAUCAAUAGGAUAAGUUUUGAUUCUGAAAUUUUAAAAUUUACAUUGAAGCAUCUCUUAGAAGACACGAAAAAUGGGAACUCACUUGAAGUUGCAUGGGAAUUAUUAAACUUCGCUUAUAGAAAGAAUCAGAACAUGUUUAAUGUUGAAAUUUUGAACCUAUUUCUGAAUCAUGUUAGUUUAAGUGGUAGAAUUGAUUUGUCGUUGAUUAUCCUAUAUCAUUUUAAGAACGUUUUCAAAGUCUCAAGUAAUGUGGAAUCAUUCCAGUUUCUGUAUAAAUCGUUGGUUAGAAACGGUUACAGUGUGAAUUUCCCAGUUAUCUUGAAAUUUUUGAAAAAUCUUCAGUUAAAGAUGAAACUUGGUUAUCGGAAGAAUUAUUGGUUAGUUAAGUGUGAGUCUAUUUCUAAGUUCAACUGUUUGAAACAAGUUACAAGUGAGGAUCUGGAAAAGCUCGGCUAUUUGAUGGAACACAUUGUAAAUGGGGGAAUGAAAGUGAAAUGGGAAUUAUUCAAAGUUUCGAGCAGGGAUGAACGUAAAUUGUUGAGAUACCUACAUUGUGUUCCUUAUAAUAAUAAUGGGAAUUCUAGGGAGAAAACGCGUGAUAAGCAUUGUAUAACAUCGGGUGAAACUAAAGCAAAGAAGACUGAAUACCGUAAAAGGAUUAGAUACAUUGCUGUACAAAAUGCUAUGAUUAAGAGGAUUGGCUAUGCCAACAAUUGGAAGGAGGCACUAACGAAAGAGUUGAAGGAUCGUAAAUUGAUAUAA
Kazachstania africana CBS 2517 is the source of this 1875-nucleotide messenger RNA. It is a transcript of the gene AEP3, whose product is annotated as Aep3p. Lineage: Eukaryota; Fungi; Ascomycota; Saccharomycetes; Saccharomycetales; Saccharomycetaceae. The record is from RefSeq and is a predicted model, not a curated record. Gene Ontology annotation, molecular function: protein binding. The transcript has a single exon. Bases 1 to 1875 code for a protein of 624 amino acids.